Leguminivora glycinivorella is the source of this 1678-nucleotide messenger RNA. Its product is annotated as phospholipase A2 inhibitor beta-like. The record is from RefSeq and is a predicted model, not a curated record. Gene Ontology annotation, molecular function: protein binding. The transcript has 8 exons. Lineage: Eukaryota; Metazoa; Arthropoda; Insecta; Lepidoptera; Tortricidae. The coding region runs from base 134 to 1558 and encodes 474 amino acids.
GAUAACGACGCCGUGAACCAAUAAGCUGGCUCAUUUCACGACGGGACGUGAUAUCGCUUGAACAAACUGAUAAGAUAAUAAACACACAAGAGAGCAAGGUGUUUUUACAGUAACGAUUCAAAAAUCGAGGAAGAUGUACUACUUUACGUUAUGCAAAGUGUUAGUAAUAUUAGGAUGCGUCACGUCGGGACUCGCUGCGAAGAGCAAAGAGUGCGACGUGCUAGUGGUGGACGAGGAUAACGUGACAGUCAACUGUUCCAAGCGAGGGAUCUCCGACAUACCGGAUAGCUGGCCGGUGCAACUGGCCGCAGUAAACAAAGACAGCCAGGUGCGGAUAACACUGUUCAACAACAGUAUAACAGAUGUGACGCAGUUCCCCGCAGCGCCAGGCGCACGUGUCGCGAUUUCUCUGCGGGGCAACCGCAUUGUGGAGAUACGGGACGACGCCUUCAACAACAUAGAGAGACUCUUCUUCCUGGACUUGAGCUACAACCGGAUUACAGGUGAAGUGCUCAGAAGCGAGAUAUUCCAAGGGCCGUACGAUGACGGCGUGUACGCCAACAUCGCGCUGGAGACGCUCGACCUGGCCCAUAACGAGAUCCAUUCGCUCGACCGAUACCUGUUCCAGUACACGCCCAACCUAACGCGACUCGACCUGAGUGACAACCCUAUUGAAAUACUCGACGUCGUCACUAUACUUGCGCUGUCAAGUGCUACUAAAUUAGAGGUCCUCAACUUGUCAGGCACGGGCAUCGACGACAUACCACUGAACGCGUUCAGAGGUCUGGUCAACUUGCAGAUGAUAGAUCUGUCCAACAACAAGUUCGUCACGGUGCCCGAGAGCCUUAGUCUCGUCGGCAGCACUUUGAAGUACCUCACGUUCAAUAACAAUCCCAUAGUCGAAUUGAAUGACGACAGCUUUAUUGGUUUACAUAACUUAUACGAGUUGGAAGUUGGCGAGAACCAGCUCUUGGAGGAAGUGAAACGGAGCACUUUCACACCUCUUAAACGACUGGGGGUGCUUCAUCUGUGCCACAACCCGAACCUGAGGUUCAUCAGCCAUCUCGCGUUCCGGGGACUCAAGGACAAGUGGACUUUAAAAGAGGUAUACCUUGAUGACAACAAUCUGAGCGAGCUUUCUACAGACCUGAUGCCAUGGAGUAAACUAGAAGUUUUGGGGAUGACAAAUAAUGACUGGUUAUGCAACUGUGAUUUGGCAAACAUUGUGACUCUACAGGAAGCUGGUACUAAGUUUAAGCCUGGAGAAAUACCUUAUUGUGCAGCCCCAAUGAGAUUAGCCGGAGAGUACAUAACUAACAUAACAGGAUUCUGUCCUACAUUAGACUCAACUCCUGAGACAACUAAAAAUAAGAAGUUCAGUUUUGGCAACUUAAGACCUAAACAUCUACUGUGGAGCAUUUUUGGAGUAGCCAUGGUAGCAGUAUUUGGAAUGCUUCUUGGUUUACUAGUCAACACAUUGAAAACAUUUUACAAAACUAAGGUCAAAAGUCAGCCUAUCAAAUACAUCAACAUCAAUUCUGAUACCAGCUUUGCAUAAAAUUGUAUUUUCAUUCAAAUUAUUAUUGUAAAGAGAUUUUAGAAAGAUAAAUUAUUAUUAGUCCAUAAUACUGUACAUAGUUGUUUUGUUUAUAAUUCAAAUAAAGGUGCUAAAUUCAAA